This is a messenger RNA of Raphanus sativus (radish), 1734 nucleotides long. Its product is annotated as E3 ubiquitin-protein ligase SIRP1. The record is from RefSeq and is a predicted model, not a curated record. Gene Ontology annotation, biological process: protein ubiquitination. The transcript has a single exon. Bases 156 to 1526 code for a protein of 456 amino acids. Lineage: Eukaryota; Viridiplantae; Streptophyta; Magnoliopsida; Brassicales; Brassicaceae. Gene Ontology annotation, molecular function: ubiquitin protein ligase activity. Gene Ontology annotation, cellular component: cytoplasm.
CCUCUUUCAGCCAUAAAAAUUCAUUUCCCUUGCUUCCCAUCUCUCUUCCACCAAACCCCAUCAUCUCCUCUCCUCCCUAGGCUCUGAAAGAUCGAGCCUUUGAUCUAACCUCUUCUCAGACCUCAAAAGCUUCCACCUUUUUUUUUGUGGAUCCGAUGGAAUCACAAGACGACGUCGUCGGCAGCAAUCCAACCCCAUCUCCAUCGUGUAACCUCUGCGGAAGACUCAUCGCUCAAUCCACUACCCCCGACGAUCUCGAAAUCUUCAGCUUAUGCGGAGACUGCAAGUUCCUCCUCCUCCAAGACUUCGGCACCACGACUCCUCCUCCGUUAACCAGGAGGCAGACGUCUAGAAGGAGGAGGAUGAGGAUGAGAAGGAGAAGAAGAAGUAGCAGCAGGCAAGGAAGCUCCGAAGAAUCUUUCUUCGAUCAACAGCAACAACAGUUCACUCAUUUGAUAAGCAUUGCAAGACAGAGCCUUUCUUCAUCUCACACCACUCCCACUGGUUCAGCGAGAUGGAGGGUCUUGUCCGAAUCCGAAUCCGAAGAUCUUGAUAACUUGUCCAACGCUAGCUUUAGCCUCUACAGAUUCUCAUCGCUUGGUGGUGACAAUGACGCUGUUUCUUUUAGUGCUUACGGUGGAGGAGAGUCUGAUGCUUCCACUGAUAUCGAGUUCGACACUGAUAUUGACCCUAUGCAUGCUGCUCCGAACCAAUGGAACUCAGACGAAGAAGACAGAGAAUGGGAGGAGGAGGGAGGAGGAAGGCAUAGUAGAACUCCAAGUGAGAGCAACAGCUCAGUGACUCGGUUUGAUUCACUCGACUUUGAGAGAACGUUUCGUCAAAGAAUCAUAGAGAGGAGACAAGCCUUGUCUCGCAACAUCUUCACCGGUCUGGAGGAUUUGGAGUUCUCUCGCUACCCUGGAAACUUUGCUGACUAUCUCGACGAGAGAGGGUUUGAAGAGCUACUUGAGCAGCUUGCUGAGUCUGAUAACUCGAGAAGAGGUGCGCCGCCUGCUUCUGUUUCAUGCGUCAGGAAUCUUCCGAGGGUUAUCGUAGGAGAGGAGGGGCUAGAUUGUGCUGUCUGCAAGGAGAUUUUCUCCCUUGGGAAUGAGACAACGCAGCUUCCGUGUCUUCAUUUGUACCAUGCUCAUUGUAUUGUCCCUUGGCUUAGUGCUCGUAACUCCUGCCCGCUCUGUCGGUACGAGCUUCCGACGGAUGAUAAAGACUACGAAGAGCGGAAGCAGAACGAUGUGGUGGAUGUGGUGAGCGAGGAUAGCUCUUCCUCUGAUGAUGGCACAGAAGCUGGGGAAGAGGAGGAUCAUGAUGUUGUGAGAGGUGAGAGUGAGGCUGGUGUGAUGAGGAGCAGAGUUAGUAGAGGAAGAUGGCUGUUUCUGGCUGCUGCACCUGUUGUGAGUCUGGUGGGAGUGGUGUUGGCAAUGUGGCUAAGCAACCCACAGAGGAGGAAUAUAGUAUUUUCUAGUAGCCAGAGAGGGAACAGGACUAGAAGAUGGUUGCCGUUUUUCUGACAGCAAGUCCCAGGUGUUAUUCCAGAAUGUGUAGUAUUAUUACAGACCCUUAAAAGAUGCUUGAGUUUUUUUUUUGUUUGUUUGUGUUUCUGGAUAUUGACUUGCGCUGUUUCCACAUGUUAGUUUAAUGGAAGCUUAACCGAAGCUGUGUUGUGUGUUGCAAGUAUUCUUGAUUUAACCAAAGCUAUAGCAAACUUAUCUUUGUUUA